UUGGCUUUACGUAUGUGACCACCAGGUUUUGUUACGUAACAGUUUGAAAUUUAGAAUUGUGAAAUUGGCAAUAUAACAUUGAGUGGCAGAAAUAAAAUUUGUUUACAAUUUUCGACAGGCCGGGAAACAGUUUCAUUCUUCGAUUCUGCUUUCUGUUAGUUAGAUAUUCUUGUUGGAGUAAAAAGAUAUAAAUUGUUCUGUAAGAAGAAAUAUUCAGCUUUCAAAAUGCUGCCGUGUAAAUAUAUAAUUAUUACAGACGAAGAUGAUGGAUACCCUUUAGACUCUUUUUGUGUUCCUCGUCAUUAUAUUUCAGAUUUAGAUCGUGUGCUUGUUCCUUGUGGUUUAAUUUUAGAUAGAAUUGAAAGACUUGCCCGAGACAUAGCUCGAGAUUUUGACGACCAACCUUUUACUGCACUUUGUGUGCUCAAAGGAGGAUAUAAAUUUUUUGCUGAUUUAUUGGACAAAAUAAAGCAAUAUGUAAGGAAUGUCAAUGACCGAACCGGGCCCAUUUCUGUGGAUUUCAUUCGAAUAAAAAGCUAUGAAAAUGAAUCUACUUCUGGAAAACUAAAAAUAAUGGGAAUUGAUAACCUUGCCACACUCAAAGGAAGGAACUUACUGAUUGUGGAAGAUAUUAUUGACACUGGUACAACUAUGAAAAAUCUAUUAACUUUGUUAGAUCAGUUUGAACCAAGGACAGUCAAAGUUGUUAGUCUCUUUGUUAAACGAACACCCAAAAGUAAAGGAUAUAAACCGGACUAUAUUGGUUUUGAAGUUCCUAAUAAAUUUAUUGUUGGCUAUGCACUUGACUACAAUGAGUUCUUCAGAGAUUUAAAUCAUGUCUGCAUUAUAAGUGAAAGUGGUAAAACUAAAUAUGCAAAGAAGAAUGUUGAUGCUUGUUCUUAAAGACUUCUAGUGUUCUAAGAAGGAGGAGAAUCUCAUCUAUGUGAUAUUUUUUAGGAGGGACUUACAAAAUUGAUUGAUGUGGUUAUGAUUGUUUUCCUAAGUAACAAAAAGUUUUUAAUGAAAAAGCAGACGUAUAUUCAAGAAGAAAUAUAUGUCAUGUGACACAUUUGUCUCAUAUUUGCAUUUUUUCCUUCCAUUAAGCAUUUAUUUCUCUACAUUUUAUUAUUUUAAAUCUUAAGAGACAUUGCUAUUGACUUUUUACAUAAAUUAUUUUUCUUAUAUUUUGCUUGUUGAAAAUUAUUUUUGUAUAACAUAUUGCUUUUAUCUGGUUAAAAUAUCUGUAGUUUAUCAAGAGUUUAAUGUUGAAUGUCAAGAAUUUUAUCGGAACAAUGGAGUGUUUAACUGUUAAUUAUAGUUGUGCUUAGAAUUUUUUACAGAAAUCUAUUUUAGCAUUCUUUAUUAGUGCAUUAAUAAUGAAUAUUUUUGUAAAGAUUGUCUAUUUUAAAAUAUUAAUGUGUUUUUAAAAUACAUUUGUAUCACAUGCAUACAAUAUUAUUAUAUCCAAAUUUUAUGAAAGUGGUAAAUACAUAAGAGAUAUAAUUACAUAAGGUUACAUACACUAACUACAUAAAAGUAUAAUUAAAUGUUUGAAAUAAAUUUCUAAAAGUUAGCAAACUCAACCUUAUAAUAUUUACUUCUUGGCAUAAAACAUUUCUUGUUUUUUAUUUAAAAAAACUUGUAGUUUACUAGUUUUUCUUUUUUUCUUCUGAAAUUUUUAUAGAAAUGUACAAAAUUAUUCUAUGACAGAAUAUAAAAUUUUUUUUAAACAUUUAGUGUAUUUAUUUUUUGUUACAAUUCUACUUUUUUUCUUCCUUAAAAAUUUGGGGGCGCCAGGUGACUGGGUGGUAGCGCUUCGCUCUGUCAUGCCACAUUUCCUUGUUUCGAUCCUAGGGCAGAGCAAGGUUGACUCAUCCCUUCAGUGGAUCAAUAAAAUGAAUACCAAGUAUGCUUGGGAACUAAACACUAGGGGUCCCGCAUUGGGCUGACCACCCAACCGGAACGUCUGCUCUUGCACCCCAGAGACCAAAGGUCAAGAAAACUGAGAUGGACACAGUAGGUCUUGGCUCUCUAUCGACUGUCGUGCCACUGAGUUUAGUUUUAAAAAAUUCUGAGAGAGAAAUAGGAACACCUCAUAAUAAAGGGUUCUUUAUUAUUUUAAAAGUUAGCACAUUUAUUUUAGUGCUGCUGUUAUCGUUUGAUCAAAUUUUGUUGCUAUUUUACCAGUAUCUGUGUAAACUAUCAUUUAUUUUGUUGAUAUCACUUGUACUGAAAAUACUCUAAAUUAAGUUUGAAAAUGUCUAUUUCACUUUUCAUAAACGUUCAAUUCUUUUCUCAACUCAAAAUGUUUCAUAUAUAAUUUAUCUGUUCUUGUUUUUUUUCCCCCAUUCAUUUAUUUAUUCUCUUUUAUAAAACUACUAUUUUACGUUAAGUUUAGACAUGACAUAUGUAUUAAUUUAAUAUUUAUAUAUAAUUUAAUAAUUCCUCAUUUUGUUAUAGUUUCAAUAUUUAUCCUUCUUAUUAUAGUUUAAUGCAGUAUAUAACUAAUGUGUUGUCAAAAAUAUAUCUUAAUCUUUCUUAUUGUUAAAAUACAAUUUCAAGUUUAUUGCUUUUUUUGCCUUAACUGCAGUAUGUCGUUUUAUCUUUGCAACAGUAAAUGAUCUGAUUUCUUAAGAUAUAAUAUAUUUAUGUAUAAGUAUUUUUAUUUAUUUCAAUUUCUUUACUAUUAUCGUGUAAGAAAAGUGAGUGUAAUUCUUAUUUGAUAAAUAUAAUAAAUCUAAAUUGAAUUAUA
Messenger RNA from Parasteatoda tepidariorum (common house spider), 2752 nucleotides. The record is from RefSeq and is a predicted model, not a curated record. NCBI's taxonomy places the organism in Eukaryota, Metazoa, Arthropoda, Arachnida, Araneae, Theridiidae.